UAUGUACCGCCGAUACCGUCCCACUGGUUUAUUACGCUGUUUGUGCUGUUUGUCUGUCAUGUGACUAAAAUCAUGUGAUGCUGAUAUAAUUGCACUUAUCGCCACGGCCUCCAUUCCCGUACAAUUUAUCGCUUUUGAUCGUCGCGAUUGGCAGCCUUGUCAACACAACUUACUUUCCUCACCAUGACUGAAGAAACAGCAGCACCAGACGUCCCCCAAUUCUCCUUCAAGAAACGCCCCGCCAAGGCCAAGGCCAAUUUCAGAAAGAAGCCCGAGUCGCCGCCACCCGCUGCCUCUGAUUCCGACUCCGAUUUCACCUCAGACGACGACGAAGAGGGUCGCAAGAUUAAGCGUCGUCGCAAGAAUGUCGCCGUGACAGCAUCGUCAGCUACAGAUGCGAAUGGCCGGAAAGCAGCAGCCACAGACGAGCAACCUACCGGUACCGCCACCGCAACCGUUCCGAUCACUCAGACGAACGACGCGACGAAACAGUCCAACUGGUACGAUGAGGAGGACCUGAGUGAGAAGAAUCUGUUGGGCACAACGCGACCUAAGCCCGGGUCAUCAGCAGCUCCGGAUGGUACCUACAAAGGUGCGGCGAAUUACCAGUCCUUCAUUCAGAAGAACCCCAAUGCGCCAAACAAGCAAUUCGGUCCCAUCAAAGCCCCUACGAACAUCCGCACAAUCACCGUGAUGGACUUUGCGCCCGACGUCUGCAAGGAUUGGAAACAGACUGGCUUCUGCGGUUUCGGCGACUCGUGCAAAUUCCUGCACGCCCGCGAAGACUACAAACAAGGCUGGGAACUAGACCGCGACUGGGAAAUCGGUACAAAGGGCAAACAGCUAGGUGGCAAGGUGGUAUCGGCGCGGAAAGGCGGGGCAGCGCAAGAUAACGAAGAGGACGACGAAGACGAGGAUGAGUUUCUUGAAAGUAUUCCGUUUGCGUGUAUUAUCUGCCGGAAACCAUAUAGUAACCCCAUUGUCACCAAGUGCGGGCAUUAUUUCUGCGAAUCGUGUGCGUUGCAGCGUUACCGCAAGAAUCCAUCUUGUGCGGCUUGCGGUGCGGGGACGGGCGGUGUGUUUAAUACGGCCAAGAAACUGAGCCAGUUGCUUGAUAAAAAGCGGGAACGCGCUCGCAGGCAACGUGAGCAGGCUAUCGCGGCUGGAGAGGAGGUGAGCAGCGAAGAGGAGGACGAGGCGGAGGACUCGUGAUGGUUAGAGUUGUCAACGCGAGGGAUAUGUAUGCAUGUUUGUAUAGGAUAACUAAUGGACGAUUUGCAGCUGGCUGCAGAUAUAUACAUUGUUCUAUUUCAAUAUAUGCAAGAGAUAAUCCGUACGG
Molecule: messenger RNA, 1339 nt
Organism: Aspergillus ruber CBS 135680
Lineage: Eukaryota; Fungi; Ascomycota; Eurotiomycetes; Eurotiales; Aspergillaceae
Product: U2-type spliceosomal complex subunit CWC24
Exons: 1
Coding region: 184-1212 (342 amino acids)
Biological process (GO): snoRNA splicing
Cellular component (GO): U2-type spliceosomal complex
Molecular function (GO): metal ion binding
Source: RefSeq, a predicted model, not a curated record